AUGCCUGUCCUUCCGAUGCUAGCCCUCCAGUUCCUGGUGUCCGGAGCAAUGUUGACAUGGUCCUACUCCAGACAGUUCGAAAAUAAGGGGCAGCUUGCCCGGCCCUCAGCCUCCCUUAUGCAUGACGUCACUGGCGAUGAACAGCCAUUCAGUUCGUCAGUUCACCACUUGCAUAGGCAAAAAAUUGUCUGCAGGAGGGUAGUCGAACCAUCGAACGCUUCGUUGCCCUCCCAUAACUCAACCCCCCAUGAAACCCACUUCAGUCAUUCUGUUGCACAGUGGGGCUAG
Protopolystoma xenopodis is the source of this 288-nucleotide messenger RNA. Lineage: Eukaryota; Metazoa; Platyhelminthes; Monogenea; Polystomatidea; Polystomatidae. The record is from the annotation of a GenBank genome assembly.